AUGUGUAGUCCCCAAAUCAUACUGGAUAAGAUUGUAGAAAAAAUUGUUAAUUCAGUGAUCCAAUCGGUGGUGUGUCACAUCCGUUUUGUUUGCUGCUACAAAGGAAACCUGGAGAAGUUGGAUGCUGAAAAGAAAAACCUGGAAGAACAGCGGCAAAAAGUCAAUGACGAAGUUGAUAGAUACAAGACCCUUGGUGAAGACAUCGAGGCUAAUGUUUCAAACUGGCAAACAGAGGCGGACAAUAUGAUAAACGAAGUUGAAGAAUUUUUGAACAACAAUACAGAUAAGGAAAGCAUGCAAUGCUUUAAAUUUUCAUGUCCCGACUACAUCUCACGCUACAAAUUGAGCAAGCAAGCAGAAAGGAAGAUUGUUGAUAUCAAAAAUCUCACUCAAAAAGGAAAAUUUGACAAAGUUUCACAUCGUAAACCACCUCCUCAGAAACUUUUAUUCCCAUCCAGUGCUGAUUUUGUAAGUUUGGAUUAUAUGAGUUUCAAUUCCAGAGAAUCGGUUUUCAAGAGGAUCAUGGAUGCAUUAAAUGAUUCCAAGGUUUACAAGAUUGGGGUACAUGGACUAGGGGGGGUAGGUAAGACAAAAAUGGUUGAAGAGGUUGGCAAACAAGUGAAAAAAGAUGGACUUUUUGAUGAAGUUGUGAUGGCAGUUGUCUCUCAAGAUGCAAAUGUGAGAAAAAUCCAAUUGCAGUUGGUUGGGGGUUUGAAUCCAAAACCUCAUGUAGCGACAAUUACUGAUGAACAUGAGAGAGCAAAAGAAUUGUGGCUUAGAUUGGACAAUGGGAAGAAAAAUCUAAUAAUAUUGGAUGAUAUUUGGCAUGAACUAAGCUUGGACACAAUAGGUAUUCCUCUCACAGGUACGAACAAAGUUGUGAUAACGUCACGAAAUCAAGAUGUGUGGAAAAAUAUGGAAAUGGAUACACAAAUUCAGAUCAAAGUACUAUCAGAGCCAGAAGCAUGGGCCCUAUUCAAGAACAAGGUGGGAGAUUCUGUUGAUUCUGAUCAAGAACUACAUGAUAUAGCAAAAAAGGUGUGUAAAGAGAGUCAAGGUUUGCCGGUUGCUAUACUUGUAGUUGGAGGUGCAUUAAAAGGUAAGCAGAAGUACGUUUGGAAAAACGCACUUGAGAAGUUGAAAAAGUCUAUGCUAAAGAAAAUUGACGGAAUUGACCCAAAGUUGUAUUACUCCUUGAAGUUGAGCUAUGAUCAAUUAUCCAUGGAUGCAAAAUCAUGCUUCUUGCUCUGUUGUAUGUUUCCUGAAGAUGCCGAGAUUCCAAUUGAUGAAUUGGUGAGACAUUGCAUGGCGAGAAGGUUGCUUGUUGAAAAGCAAGAUUCACUCGAAAAAGCAAGAGAUGCAGUGCUUACAGUAUUCGAUACACUCAAAACUUGUUCUUUGUUGUUAGAUGACACAGACAAAAACGUUGUAAAAAUGCAUGAUGUCAUUCGAGAUGUUGCUGUUUCAAUUGCUGAUGAUGAAAAGGCAAUUCUUGUAAAACAUGGUGUUCAUGAGUGGCCGGAAGAAGGUACGUAUGAAUCUUACUUGGCAAUCUCAUUAUGGUCCGAAACUGUUCAUGAGGUUCUCAAUAAAUUGGGAUGUUCACAACUCCACACCUUAUUGUUGGAAUGUAUUGAUCCCUUGGUUAUUAUUCCAGACACGUUUUUCGAUGGGAUGGAGAAACUUACAGUUUUAGAAUUGAGUGAAGUACGUAUGUUGCAACUCCCACCAUCACUUGCAAAUUUGGUUAACCUUCGGAUGUUAUGUCUAAAUAAAUGCCAGUUGGAAGACAUAACUAUACUCAAGGAUCUAAAGAACAACCUUGAAGUACUUAGCCUUCGGGGUUCUGAUAUCAAGGCCUUACCAUCAGAGAUUGGACAAUUGACUCAACUUCGGUUGUUAGAUUUGAGAAAUUGUAAAAAGCUCUCAAAGAUUCCACAAGGCGUCAUAUCCAAUUUAUCUCGCCUGGAAGAAUUGCAUAUUUUAGAUAAUCUUUGGCCAUGGGAGGCCACAAGAGGCAACAAGGAAGGAAGCAAAAUUUAUAAUAUCAAUGGGUGA
This is a messenger RNA of Camellia sinensis, 2058 nucleotides long. NCBI's taxonomy places the organism in Eukaryota, Viridiplantae, Streptophyta, Magnoliopsida, Ericales, Theaceae. The record is from RefSeq and is a predicted model, not a curated record.